This is a messenger RNA of Bombus pascuorum, 3061 nucleotides long. RefSeq names its product zinc finger protein ztf-16. Gene Ontology annotation, biological process: regulation of transcription by RNA polymerase II. Gene Ontology annotation, molecular function: DNA-binding transcription factor activity; RNA polymerase II cis-regulatory region sequence-specific DNA binding. NCBI's taxonomy places the organism in Eukaryota, Metazoa, Arthropoda, Insecta, Hymenoptera, Apidae. The transcript has 7 exons. The record is from RefSeq and is a predicted model, not a curated record. Bases 680 to 2164 code for a protein of 494 amino acids.
AACAACCGUUUGCGUAUAACAUUACUUACGCAAUGUAUAUGUCUCUUAAUUAAAUGUUACGUAGAUUAGUCCUUGAUUAGUUCAUUUACUCAUUUCUUGAGUAAUAUUACAUUUGCGGCUAAUCAUAGAAAAAAAUCGACAGAUAACCGAUUUGAUGGAUCGAAAAUUACUAUGAAGUCGAAUAUCGUUGAAUCGAUUAUUUCGAUUAAUCGAUCAUUCAGAAGAAGGCAGUAAGAGAGUAGUGUGCAGUGGUUCAUAUAAGUGUUGUACAUUUUUGAACAAAGGACAAAUUAAAACGAGGUUAUAGUGGAGAUGGUUGGUUGUGUAUAAUUUGAGCAAGAAAACUGAGUAAAAACUUCAGACUCCCUCUUUCUCGUAGAACGAUGUUGACCAUACGGUGACGAGGCCAGCCAGAUCGGCGGAAAACUACGUCACCAGUGACGGAUUCCCCCGAAACUGGGACAAAGUGCAGUGUACUCUGGCAUUGCGCUUUGCCGGAAUCUCUCUCACUUCAUGUCCUAGUAUCCCCCUCCCCCCUCUUUUCCCCUUUCUCUCUCUCUCUCUUACUCUCAGGAUUGACCAAUCGUCUCGUCAUCCUCGAAUCCUCGAUCGAAACUGACAGGUAAUCAACGACGAAUGGUGCAGGUUCAACAAUAUAGCUUCUGGAGGGUUCAGUAUCAUGUCAGAUGGGGUUGAUGCUGGUGGCGGGGAAAACGAGGUAGAUUCCCAUUCCUGUUCGCACGCCGAUGUUGGAGAAUCAUCAAAUCCGAGAGAUGAGGAGAAUUUGGAUCCAGAUAAUGAAGCUGCCUUAAAUACUAAUUACGAUAGUGGUGAUGGUGCUGUACCAGCUUUUAGGUGUGAAAGGUGUGAGAACUAUGAAACUAUAAAUAAGACAGCAUUCUGCGCUCAUCAGGAUCAAUGUUUGGCUAGUGCUGAGCCAGGAGAGAGCACAGAGAAUAUAGAAGCUACUGAAAAUGAUGGAGAUGGAGAAGAAACGCAUCCUGGAAUUCGUUCUCAUAGGAAAAUGUUUGAAUGUGAUGUUUGCAAUAUGCAGUUUUCCAAUGGAGCUAACAUGAGACGGCAUAAGAUGAGACACACUGGUGUGAAACCAUAUGAAUGUCGUGUAUGCCAAAAAAGAUUUUUUCGAAAGGAUCACUUGGCAGAACAUUUUACAACACAUUCUAAGACUCUGCCUUAUCAUUGUCCAAUUUGCAACCGAGGUUUUCAAAGACAAAUUGCUAUGAGAGCUCAUUUUCAAAAUGAACAUGUCGGCCAACAUGAUAUGGUCAAGUCUUGUCCUUUGUGCAAUUAUCGUGCAGCAACUAUGAAGUGCCUCAGGUUACAUUUUUUUAAUAGACAUGGAAUCGAUCUAGAUAAUCCAGGACCAAACAGUUCAAGUUCAUUGAUGAAUAGCUGUGCUCCAGGUGAAGCUAUGCCUUCUGCUCCUCUUUCCGAUAGUGGAGACAGUACUGGAAAUCGUUCCGCAGAUAAUGCAACACCGCCAAUGCACUUUCUAACACCUCACAUAGAAAUAUCAAUUCCUUAUCCAGAACAAACUACAAAUCAACGAAAUCCAAGUCCUGCUCCUUUAAAUGGAGAUAGCCCAAAUAGUCCUCAAAGUGCAGACAGUAAUAGUAAUGCUCCAAGUAGUAGUCACCAUCAGUUACCAAUUAACAGUAGUGGCAUUCACAGGAAUCUUGGUGGAAGUGAAGAGGCAAUUACACCUUCUAUUUCAUUAAUUCCUAUUAAGCAAGAACCAAACAGUAAUGGAGCGGAAGAAAAUGGAGCAACAUCCAGCAAUCUUCCAUUACCAUCUUUGAUAAAGGUCUCUCCAUUAAAAUCCCUUCUUCGAGACGACUUACGACGUAAACUUUCAUCUGGCUCAGGAAAUAAUAACAAUAACAACAAUAAUAAUAAUGGUAAUAAUAGUUCAAAUUCAAAUCCCCAUUCAAGAGGAGAACCUCCUAGUUCGACAAGGCCCGAUCAACGAAGUAGUGGACUUCAAUGCGCUCACUGUAGGAUUACUUUUCCUGAUCAAACAUUAUAUUUUCUUCAUAAAGGUUGUCAUAGUGAAAGCAAUCCUUGGAAAUGCAAUAUUUGUGGAGAACAAUGUUGCAACUUAUAUCAAUUCAAUUCGCAUUUAUUAAGCAAAAGUCAUCAAUAAUUUUAUUGAAAGAAUAAUAUUCUUUUAAGAGCUCUUAGAACCUCGUUUAUUUAAAUAGUUAUUAUAUAAUAUAAAUUACUUUGCUAUAAUUUAUAUGAACAGAAUCAUAAUCUUGAGUUGAAAAGAAUUGUUUUAUGCUAUAAACCAUACGUAUUACAAUUUUCCAACUUAAUAUUUUUAUUUAUUUUAAAAUCUAUAUAUGCAGAUAUUGAUUAACUAGAAAUCAAGUAAACGAGGUUCGAAAAAUAAUUUUGCAAUCUGGAAAAAGUCGUGCCUUCAUCAAAAUACCUUUGCCAACGCUCACAUUCGUCCGAAACGUGCUAAUUUGUGAUGGUACGAAUGAUCCGUCCAUGGAGCUUUACUAAAACGUAUUCCAGAAGCUCUAUUGAUAGUUUUAAACAUAGUUAUGUAUAUUUAGAUAGAAAAAAGCAGUGACUAUAUUACCAAAAUGUGCUCUUUUUUUUUAUUCAAAUUCUUUUUACGCACUGUUUUUUGUUUGGUUUUUUUUUUUGUAAAAUUAUUUGUUAAAUUUUAUUAAUUUUAUAUUUAUGUAAUGUGUCCUUAUACAUAAUUUUACUUAGUUUUAUUAUAGAAAGGAUUUUAUGAUCAUUACAGAAUGUUGUUGCUUUGGUUAUUUGUAUGUAGAAAAGAAUCACGAAUAAUUAAGGAAAAUUAAUUACAAACUAAAUUUCAGUUGUCAAUUUAUUAUUAUGGUAUGAAAAAAGAACCGAGCCGUGUGUUAUAUAUAAAUACAGAUAUAUAAAUAGGAAAAGGAUAUGACAACUAAAAUAUUGUGUCAGCAUAAGAAAUAUUUUAUAUAAAAAUAUUUGUACAGAAAAGUAUUAAAGUAUAAAAAAGGUAUGCAAAUAAGGAAGUCAAGAUAUCAUAUUUCAGAAA